GCACAGGAGGGAGUUGUUCGCUGGAGGAGUUGCAGUGGGGGGACAUGACUGGACGGACAGCGCGCGCGGAACAGGGCGGGAAGCCACGGUGUACACUUUUGAGGUCAGUGUUGGCGAGGCUGCGGCUACACCCGCUCGCAGAUGAGCAGGCAGCGAGCCGCGACACCGCGCCGACGACUCCGCCACGAGACCCGCUUCACCCGCUCCACAGGAGUUAUGAGCAGCAGCAGCAGCAGCAGCAGCAGCAGCAGCAGGUCGUGACAAGUGGAGAGAGAAAGCAACUCGACGCAGGCGAACAGUCCCAAAUAUGAGCAGGGACCAUGGCCUCCUCAGCUUCAGCACUGAUGGCUCUCACAACCAGCCCCGGCGUCGUGCUGGGCGUCAUCCCCCUGCUGGCCAUCGGGCUCACCUACCUGCGCUACGUGUCGGUGGACCCAGAGUCCAGGCCCAUCGAUGUCCGCACCGUCCUCCCCGAAUACGACUUCGUGAUCGUCGGCGGCGGCUCGGCGGGCGCCGUGCUCGCCAACAGACUGUCCGAGGUCGCCGCGUGGCGCGUGCUCCUGUUGGAGGCGGGCGGCGACGAGACCGAGAUCUCCGACGUGCCAACACUGGCGGCAUACAUGCAGCUCUCCGACAUGGACUGGAAGUUCAAGACCGAACCCCCGAAGGAUUCGCACUACUGCCUCGCCAUGAUCGGUGACAGCUGCAACUGGCCCCGCGGGAAAGUUCUAGGCGGUUCUAGUGUCCUCAACGCCAUGAUAUACGUCCGCGGGAAUCGUUACGAUUACGACGAAUGGGCAAGAAUGGGAAACGACGGAUGGAGCUACAACGAUGUCCUGAAGUAUUUCAAGAAGUCUGAAGACAACAGAAACCCCUAUCUCGGCAAAAACUCCUACCACUCGACGGGUGGUUAUCUAACCGUGCAAGAAGCACCCUGGCGAACUCCCCUAUCAUUAGCAUUCAUAGAAGGCGGAAUGCAACUAGGCUACGAAAAUCGUGAUUGCAAUGGGGAAUUCCAAACUGGGUUCAUGAUAGCGCAAGGAACUAUUCGACGCGGUUCUCGAUGCAGCACGGCAAAAGCAUUCCUGAGACCCGUACGACUGCGAAAAAAUCUCCAUGUCGCAAUGAAUGCCCAUGUCACACAAAUACUUAUCAACCAAGAUAAAAAUAAAAAACAAGCAACGGGUGUACAGUUUAUGAGGCAUGGCAAAACUAAUACGGUGAAAGCAAAGAAGGAAGUCGUUUUGUCAGCGGGGGCCAUAGGAUCUCCUCAUUUACUGCUGAUUUCUGGCAUUGGCCCACGUGAUGAACUUGAAAAGCUUAACAUUCCUGUCAUACAAAACCUAAAAGUUGGCUAUAAUCUUCAAGACCAUGUGGGACUUGGAGGGCUAACCUUUAUAAUCGACGAACCAGUGACCUUAAGAAAGUCCCGAUUUCAAACUGUGACAGCAGCACUGGAAUAUGUAGUCAAUGAACGUGGUCCAUUAACUUCACUUGGAGGUGUUGAAGGAGUGGCAUUUGUCAACACAAAAUACGCUAAUAAAUCAGGUCUAUGGCCUGACAUUCAGUUCCACUUCGCACCUAGUUCCGUGAACUCUGAUGGUGGAGAACAAAUUCGUAAAAUUCUCGGUUUACGUGACCGAAUUUACAACACUAUGUAUAAACCACUGGUGAACUCUGAAACAUGGACCAUUCUGCCACUUCUUCUUCGCCCGAAAAGUAAAGGUAAAAUAUUCCUCCGGAGUAAAAACUUUUCUCAUUACCCAGGAAUUGAGCCCAACUAUUUUUCUCAUGAAGAAGACAUUCGUACACUAAUAGAAGGUGUUAAAAUUGCCGUGAAUCUUUCAAUGACUCCGGCAUUUAAAAAUUUUGGCUCACGACUCCAUAAGAUUCCAAUGCCAGGAUGCGAGAAACAUCAAUUUGCAAGCGACGAAUACUGGGCAUGUUACCUCAAGCACUUUACCUUUACUAUAUACCACCCAACUGGCACAUGCAAGAUGGGACCACCUUCAGAUCCAGAUGCUGUUGUCAAUCCACGUCUCAAAGUAUACGGAGUGGAAGGAAUUAGGGUUGUCGAUGCCUCUAUUAUGCCCAAUAUAAUUAGCGGUAAUCCUAAUGCGCCCACAAUUAUGAUAGGAGAAAAAGCUUCGGAUAUGAUUAAAGAAGACUGGAAGGUCCUGUGAUAGCCAUCGUCUGUUUAUAAACAUAUUUAAACACUAUUCUAUAGACUCGUAUAAUGCAUUACGAAAUUAUAUGUACUCCAAGAAAAACUAUUUGUGUGUAGCAUAGACGAUAUAUCCAUGAAAAUCGUGUGUUUAAAGGUAGGUAACAAUAAUAUUUACUAGAGUAAUAUCUCGAAUGAGCCACAAGAACUGGCCACCAUCCAGGGAAGCAAAUAAUCAACUUAAAAUACAAUGUCAUUAUUCGCUGUAAAGCUUGUGUCUAUUUUAUGCUGUCAUGGUUUCUCAUAAUUAUUGUAAAUUGUGCAUAUCGUUCAUUGUGUGUUUCGUAUUUUGACUGUGCUAUACUUAUUUACUUAUAUCUUUUAAGUUAAAAAUCAACAACACACAACUCACUCGAUAUUGCACAGAAACCUUCAUAAAAACAGCACAAAGUAGUUUUUUGUAUACUUGCGAAAAUGAAAUAUUUAAAAAUUAACAUUAUUAAAGACCAUAAAUAUACUGUCUGAAAUAUGCUGGAAUAUUAUCGAAAUACAGAUGAUUUAAAAAUAACAUCAGUUUCACUCAUUACCCAAUAAUCUAACCAAGACAAAUAGGCUAUAUUCCUUUGUUCAACUUAAUAUUUUCUAAAUGUAAAAUUUAUUUUAGAAAAAAACUGCGAUUUCGACAACUAAACUAUAUACUAUUAUUUCAGCAUUAUUCGUAAGAAGGAACUGUAUUCACACAUUAACAUGUUUUUCCUUUUACCAGCAUUCUAAAGGUACGGUCCCUUCAGACAAGAUUUUUAAAAUGCAUUAAUUGUUGUAAUAGAUAAAAAAAACUACUUGGGAAUCAACAACAAAUUCCUGCAUUUGUAUUUUCUCGAAUGAAUCUGUUAAAUUAAGAAAAUUUUGUGGGUAACAUUAUCCACUUUUAAUUGUAGAAUUAAGGGAUGCUUUCUUGUUAUUGCACCAAUGUGUGUAAAUGCACCAAUGUGUGUAAAUGUUGGCUGUAAUAUAUAGAAUAUUUCCACAUGAUUCAUCCUAUUUCAAAUGCCUAUAACAUUGAAAUGAAAAAAAGAUAAAAGCUUUGGUUGGAUUUUAACAUACAAUAAUACUAAGUUACUAUUUUACAAAACAACCAGUCUGUUCGAACCUCUGGUAUCACCGUUGAAUGCU
Bacillus rossius redtenbacheri is the source of this 3337-nucleotide messenger RNA. Its product is annotated as glucose dehydrogenase [FAD, quinone]-like. Bases 321 to 2183 code for a protein of 620 amino acids. The record is from RefSeq and is a predicted model, not a curated record. NCBI's taxonomy places the organism in Eukaryota, Metazoa, Arthropoda, Insecta, Phasmatodea, Bacillidae. Gene Ontology annotation, molecular function: oxidoreductase activity, acting on CH-OH group of donors; flavin adenine dinucleotide binding. The transcript is spliced from 2 exons.